Anopheles marshallii is the source of this 1407-nucleotide messenger RNA. It is a transcript of the gene GluClalpha, whose product is annotated as glutamate-gated chloride channel. Gene Ontology annotation, biological process: chloride transmembrane transport; regulation of membrane potential; signal transduction. Lineage: Eukaryota; Metazoa; Arthropoda; Insecta; Diptera; Culicidae. The transcript is spliced from 11 exons. The coding region runs from base 1 to 1407 and encodes 468 amino acids. Gene Ontology annotation, cellular component: synapse; neuron projection; membrane. The record is from RefSeq and is a predicted model, not a curated record. Gene Ontology annotation, molecular function: neurotransmitter receptor activity; transmembrane signaling receptor activity; chloride channel activity.
AUGGCCUCGGGCCAUUUCUUUUGGGCCAUAUUUUACUUCGCUUGCCUGUGCAGUGCAUCACUUGCCAACAAUGCCAAAGUUAACUUUCGCGAGAAGGAAAAGAAGAUUCUAGAUCAAAUUCUGGGCGCCGGCAAGUACGACGCACGCAUCCGACCGUCGGGCAUCAACGGAACCGACGAUAAGGCCACACAGGUGUACGUCAACAUGUUCCUAAGAUCGAUCUCAAAAAUCGACGAUUACAAAAUGGAGUACAGUGUACAGCUCACGUUCCGAGAACAGUGGCUGGACGAACGAUUAAAGUUCGAUGACAUCGGAGGCCGCUUAAAGUACCUUACACUGACCGAAGCAAACCGUGUGUGGAUGCCUGACUUGUUCUUCUCGAACGAGAAGGAAGGUCACUUCCACAACAUCAUUAUGCCGAACGUCUAUAUCCGUAUCUUCCCGUACGGAUCGGUACUAUAUAGCAUACGUAUUUCACUCACGUUGGCCUGCCCGAUGAAUCUCAAGCUGUACCCACUGGAUCGUCAGGUGUGCUCGCUGCGUAUGGCAAGUUAUGGUUGGACGACGGCCGAUCUAGUGUUUCUGUGGAAGGAGGGCGAUCCUGUGCAGGUGGUGAAGAAUCUGCAUCUGCCCCGGUUCACGCUGGAGAAGUUCUUGACCGAUUACUGCAACAGCAAGACGAACACCGGUGAAUACAGUUGCCUGAAGGUGGAUCUGCUGUUCAAGCGCGAGUUCUCGUACUAUCUGAUCCAGAUCUACAUCCCCUGCUGCAUGUUGGUCAUCGUGUCCUGGGUCUCGUUCUGGCUCGAUCAGGGCGCGGUACCGGCCCGGGUAUCGCUCGGCGUUACCACACUGCUAACGAUGGCGACGCAAACGUCGGGCAUCAACGCAUCGCUACCGCCCGUCUCCUACACGAAAGCCAUCGACGUGUGGACCGGCGUCUGUUUGACGUUCGUGUUCGGGGCACUGCUCGAGUUUGCCCUGGUCAACUACGCGUCCCGUUCAGCGGAUAGGGCAGCAGACAUGCACCGAGAGAAUAUGAAGAAAAAGCGCCGCGAAAUGGAACAGGCCAGCCUGGAUGCGGCCUCGGAUCUGCUGGACACCGACAGUAACGCCACCUUUGCGAUGAAACCGCUGGUGCGCCACCCCGGUGAUCCGCUCGCACUGGAGAAGCUUCGCCAAUGCGAAGUGCACAUGCAGGCCCCGAAGCGGCCAAACUGCUGCCGUAGCUGGCUGUCAAAGUUCCCAACCAGCCCCUUCAAAAAGGUGCCGUGUCUGGGACGAGGACAAUGCUCGCGCUCGAAGCGCAUCGACGUUAUCUCCCGGAUAACGUUCCCGCUGGUGUUUGCCCUGUUCAACCUGGUCUACUGGAGCACCUAUCUCUUCCGCGAAGAGGAGGAGGACUAA